AAAGCAGAAGCAGACAUUUUAUGCGUGCCGAGUGAUUUUGUCGUUUGCGAUUUCUCCAAAAAAUCUUCGAGCAUUUCGGUCCAUAAUCGACCAUCAUUGAACCCGAAUCCCAUCAGUCCUUGGAUUCGUCGGUCGUUGGUUUUUGCAGUAAUCGGGAAGGUGGGAUUUCGGCCCUCGCCACUGCUUCCACUUUUGAAGGGUGACGAAGCUCUGUUGCUGUGCUCCUGCUGAGCCAAUUACCCAAUUGGGGAUUUCGUGUUCUUGUCUCUUUAGCCAUCGGAGUCAUCCUGUGAAGCUGUCGACUCCGACGAACUGAACUUCCGUUUCUGCUGGUUGUAGCACCUUUCGUGGAGCUUUGAGUUGGCUCAUGGUUGUUUCUUUUUCUUCUGGGUUCAAGAUUUGGUGACGAAACGAAUUUGGGAUUUCACGGGGACUUGAAAUAUCGUCUUUGGCUAUCAGUUGAAGAAGAAGAUGGGGUUUCUCUCCUUGUGAAGGUGAUGAUUGAUUUAGCUGCCAAUGAGUGCUUGAAAGCGGGAGACUUCUGAAAAUCUUGUUUUCCCCAACUCUGUGUGAUCUGAGGGAAGCUGCAGAUUCCGUUUUUCUGUUUUUCCGGAAAACAGAAAAAAGUUUUUCCAGAAGAAUCCCAAGACAAAGCUGCAAAAAGGGUGAUUUCUCCUAUGAAUUGAAUUGGGUGUAGUUGUUGGAAAGUUGUGUUCUUGGUGAUGGAGAAGCAGGGCAGUUUUAGGUCGGGGGCAACCAUGGAGAAACACCCGAGCUUUCGCGGGGUAGAGAUGGAGAAACAGAAGAGCUUUCACGGGUUGAUGGAGAAGCAGAAGAGCUUUCGCGGGGUAGAGAUGGAGAAACAGAAGAGCUUUCGCGGGUUGAUGGAGAAGCAGAAGAGCUUUCGCGGGGUAGAGAUGGAGAAACAGAAGAGCUUUCGCGGGUUGAUGGAGAAGCAGAAGAGCUUCCGCAUAGUGAUGGAGAGGCAGCUGAGCUUCCUCGGGGGUGGCGGUGGCGGCGGCGGCGAUAAGAGGAAGAGCAAGGAAUCGCCAGGGAAAAGGGGCGACUCCCCACUCCACUUGGCAGCUCGAGCCGGUAAUUCGGGCAAAGUGAGGGAGAUUCUUCAUAACUGUGGUGACCCGAAAGGUUUGUUAUCGAAACUGAACUUGGAAGGGGAGACACCUCUUUAUACAGCCGCUGAGAAUGGCCACGUUGGGGCCGUGAUAGAGGUAUUGAAGCAUUCCAACCUCGACAGUGCCUCUAUUGCAGCCCGGAAUGGGUUCGAUCCUUUCCAUGUUGCAGCAAAGCAGGGUCAUCUAGAGGUGUUAAAGGAGCUACUAUACAAGUUCCCAAACUUGGAUAUGACGACAGAUUCCUCCUGCUCAACAGCCCUACACACAGCUGCUGCUCAAGGCCACAUCGAAGUUGUAAACUUCCUGUUAGAGACCCAUGCAAACCUUGCCAAGAUUGCCCGGAACAACGGAAAGACCGUGCUUCAUUCAGCAGCAAGGAUGGGCCACUUGGAAGUUGUGAAAUUGCUCCUUAGCACAGAUCCAAGCAGUGGGUUUAGAACAGACAGGAAAGGCCAAACGGCUCUUCACAUGGCCGUGAAAGGGCAGAACGAGGAUAUUGUUCUCGAGUUGCUUAAGCCCAACCCUUCAGUUCUGAUUGUGGAGGAUAAUAAGGGGAACACCGCCCUGCAUAUUGCCACAAGGAAGGGACGCCCUCAGAUGGUGCGGUGUUUGCUGUCAGUGGAGGGCAUUAAUACAAAUACUGUGAACAAAGCAGGGGAGACCCCAUUGGACAUUGCUGAGAAACUUGGGAAUGUUGACCUGGUCUCAAUGUUGAAGGAGGCGGGUGCCGCCCAUUCCAAGGACCAUGGGAAGCCUCCAAACCAAGCGAAGCAACUGAAGCAGACCGUGAGUGAUAUCAAGCAUGAUGUGGAAUCUCAACUCCAACAAACCCGUCAAACCGGUGCGAAAGUCCAGAAGAUCGCAAAGAAGCUCAAGAAACUCCACAUCAGUGGCCUUAACAAUGCAAUAAACUCUGCCACUGUGGUUGCUGUUCUCAUCGCCACAGUUGCCUUUGCAGCCAUCUUCACCGUCCCAGGGCAGUAUGUGGAAAAGAAGGAACCAGGCUCGUCAUUGGGCCAGGCCCAUAUCGCCCGGAAGGCCCCAUUCCUGGUUUUUUUCGUGUUCGAUAGCCUGGCACUGUUCAUCUCGCUCGCAGUCGUCAUAGUGCAGACAUCGGUGGUAGUGAUUGAAGAGAAGGCAAAGAGGCAGCUCGUUUUUGUUAUCAACAAGCUCAUGUGGCUUGCGUGCCUCUUCAUCUCAAUUGCCUUCAUAUCCCUGACCUACAUUGUGGUGGGAUCCAAUUACAGGUGGCUUGCCGUGGCGGCAACUCUGAUUGGUGGGUCCAUCAUGCUAACCACGAUAGGGUCAAUGUGUUAUUGUGUCGUUAUGCAUAGGUUGGAGGAAAAGAAGCUGAGGAAUAUUAGGAGGGGAGAAAGCCGUUCCCGUUCUUACUCCAUGUCCAUGGGUUCGGAAGCUGAUAUACUUAACAGUGGAAACAAGAGGAUGUACGCACUUUGAAGUACGACUAAAGGCAAUUAAGGUUCGAUCUUCGCAGCCUCAACGUACUCGCAUUAAUAUGUAUUAUGUGCAACGGUUUCCCUGCUUUAAAAUAAGAUGAUAGGAAGCUGGUAGUUGGGUCCCUUACUCGGACUAGGAUAGGCUUAUUUUGAGAGUUUGGCUGAGGUUUUGGAUCUGAAAGCUGCCUCUGUACUAUUCGAGCCAAAUUUUGGCCUCUCUCCUCUGAUUUUGUUUAUAAAAAGAAUGGUAAACGAAAGAGAUCAGAUCACGGGCUUCCAAAGCAUUUUCGAGCUCCGGAGUGUGUAGGAUGCCAGGGAAAACUAAUGGUUCAUAAUGAUGUAAUGAAUGUGCUAAUAUAUAUUUUUGUUACUAUUAUCUGGCCACAUUGUAGUUGGCGCCCGAGAGAGCAUAGUUGGACAAAAA
Molecule: messenger RNA, 3014 nt
Organism: Punica granatum (pomegranate)
Lineage: Eukaryota; Viridiplantae; Streptophyta; Magnoliopsida; Myrtales; Lythraceae
Source: RefSeq, a predicted model, not a curated record